GGAAGAAGAAAGCGAAUCUGAUGGCACGAUAGCCGGGUCCUCUCGUCCCACCGAAACCAAUGCAUACCCGCUCCUCUCGCCCAUGGACGAGCUAUCCUGUUUCACACGGAUUUCGUCGUGUGCACUGAGGCAGAGCUGAUCUUAUGGCAGACAUCAGCGCGCCCUGUGCUAUCGCCCAUCUGAUCCACUGUGAGAGAAAAUAAUUCGACGAGAGGAAGUGAGAUGAAAAGCCAACAACGACCAUCACUGCUCGCCUUAUCGGCACUCGUGCUCUGCACAUUACACCAGACAGCUGGGUCUCAUCGCAGCAGCUCAGCAUCAUCAACAACAUCCAACCCAGAGGCUGGAGGCAGGAAGCAUUUGGGGCUAAGACAGACUAACAGCUCGAACUAUGGCAAUCACAGCUACGAAAGUAGGCCACCACCAAAGCUAAAAAAGGUAACAGGCCAAGCUCUCAAUACCAGCAGAGACAAUAUUACUACUGUGAUAUCCGAAUGGUCUGGCAGGGCACCAAACUGGCACCUGGAUGAAGAGGCGUCACCGCUGUGUGCCUACAGAGUGAUAGAGGGAGGCAUUGGUGGGCAGCUGUGUUUUCGACAAACACUGUUUGAGUACAAGUGUCAUCAGGGAGACUGCAGGACAGUGGUGACUUUGGGGAAUCUGGUGGCAAAUAUCCUCAUGAAUGGCAGCGUACUGUUACAGUGGACCCAUGAGGGAGAAUCCACGAUGACUGGCCGAGACGUAAAGGCAAAAGAGGCUGGUCAGAAGAGUGGUGGGGAUCUGGGGGCAAAUCCUACCAGAGAGGAAUCUCUAAGAUCUAGCACUGUUCUCAGUGGCAGACGCCACAGGCGGGGAGGCUACGAGUUGAGCUGCUGGUGGAACGGAAGCUACACUCAAUUUGAGUGUGCUGGUGUCCAUCUUGGAUCUGGUUGCAGGGACUUUCUCCUGACCGAGCUGCAUGAGAACAUCCCCUACCGCAUCUGCCUGCGCUCCCUGGCCCGCUCUGAUCCAGCUCAGAAAGCAGACCACCGGGACUGUGUGGAGUUUACCCUGCCGCCGUCUGGUAUGCAGGACAUUGUGAUCGCCAUGACAACGGUUGGGGGAGCUAUUUGCGUGAUGCUGGUCAUCAUCUGCUUGCUGGUGGCAUACAUCACAGAAAACAUCAUGAGCCCCACGACACAGCACACAUACUCCUACCGCACUCACUCGCGUCACUGAUGCGAUACUAAAUCCAAGAUGCGCUGUUAACACAUUAACCGGCCUACAUCAAACAUCCAUGAUGACCACGUCUAAUCUCACAAUCAUAGCCACUCACUGUCAGUAAUAAUUACUUUUCAAUGAUAUACACAUCCUGUUAUGACUGAAAGAAGCACAAACUACUGAUGCUCUGCAAAUAACAUGCCUUGUCAACCUCUGCGAGGAUGCACUGAACCAAAAGUACUGAUUACCUACAUUAACUAUUAUACAGUAGUUUACUGUGUUAUGUUUUUGUUCAAGGUUGUCUGUGAUUGAGUCUGUCAAUCUGUACGCUGGCAGCAUUAAUACAGCAAUACAUUUAAUGAAAUGGCUUUGAGUGCAUCAGAAACAGCUGUUUUUGCUAAAUGUACAGCCUGUGAAAGUGUCAAAACAUCAUCCUUCCUUGUUGCGACACAGGAAAAUUACACUUUAUUGAAUUAAUUUUUUUCCACUAUACUAAUCCAUCCCACCGUCUAGUUUUGCUUUUAGGUCUGCAUACAGUGUGUACUUGUACCAUUUUGUGAAGGGCAAUACAAUCUGGUGUACAAUCUCCAAAUACUGUGCCAAACAUCUUGAGUUAGAAUGCCUUUAUGU
Messenger RNA from Plectropomus leopardus (leopard coralgrouper), 1830 nucleotides. It is a transcript of the gene fndc10, whose product is annotated as fibronectin type III domain containing 10. The record is from RefSeq and is a predicted model, not a curated record. NCBI's taxonomy places the organism in Eukaryota, Metazoa, Chordata, Actinopteri, Perciformes, Serranidae.